Messenger RNA from Argentina anserina (silverweed cinquefoil), 1008 nucleotides. Its product is annotated as factor of DNA methylation 3-like. The record is from RefSeq and is a predicted model, not a curated record. The coding region runs from base 102 to 983 and encodes 293 amino acids. The transcript has 7 exons. Gene Ontology annotation, biological process: gene silencing by siRNA-directed DNA methylation. Lineage: Eukaryota; Viridiplantae; Streptophyta; Magnoliopsida; Rosales; Rosaceae.
CCCAGUUCGUGAUUAAAACAGUUGAACUCAAUGAAGAUAUAGCGCCGGAGGCCAACCAGGAACAUAGAGGAGUUACGUCGCCAAGGACAUUCUGAUUUGAAAUGUCUGCUUAUUCAGAAGGCAAUCAAGGAACAGAUAUCGGAAAAUUGCGACACAAUGCGCGUGUCCACAUUGAGAAGGUGUUCUUGGAGCUUGAGCAGAGUGAAGCUCAGAAGAAGGAGCUUAAGAAAAAUCUUGAGCAGAAAACUAUGCAACUGCAAAUCUUGAAUGAGAAAGCUUCCUUAGAGACAAAUAAAGCCAAUGAAUUGGUGUCAUGGUUGACAGAAGAAAGAAAGAAAUGGGAAAGUGAGAAGCAAAAACUUCAAGAAAGGUUAAAUGAAAAGGAAGAAGAAUUGGCUUCUAGUCAAGCAUUUAACCAAGUACUCAUUGUGAAGCUGAAUGAACAUAAUGCUGAAUUGCACAAGGCUCGUCAUUCGUUAAUCACGGCUUUGAAAGAAUCAGCCUGGGAUGCUUCUAUUGGGGUGAAGAUAAUGGCAGACCAUGACACCAAACCAUUUAUUGGUGCAACCCAAAGAAUGCCUUCACUAAAUUUUUCUGAAAGAGUAGCUGCUAAGGCCGUGGAGGUAGGUUCUCUCUGGGAGGAAAAUCUCAAAGAUCCGAGUUGGCAUCCGUUCAAAUUUUUAAUGGAUGAAGAAGGAAAGACGAGGGAAGUUAUUGAUGAAGAAGAUGAGAAACUGAAGAACUUGAAGACAGCGUUUGGUGAUGAAGUAUAUGAGGCUGUGAUAAAUGCCUUGGAAGAACUAAGCUCGUUCAAUCCAACAAGUAGAAAUCCUAUGCUAGAGCUGUGGAAUUUCAAAGAGGGGAAAAAGGCAUCACUUGCAGAGGGAGUAUCGCACAUUGUGAAUCAUUGGAAACCAAGGAAACGGAGAAGUACUGAUCAAUGCUCCAACGAGCAGAAUAAGCGGUCCGACUGCAAAACCUAGUCAAGUUUGUAUGAAUUGGACAGAA